GUCGUUUCCAGGCCCUUGCUUUAGCAUCCAAUAUGGCGGACAAGAAGGACAACAAUGUCGACGAAGAAAGGAGCAGAUUUCUCCAGUCACUGCUGAACAGAGGACCCAACAAAAGGCAAAUCAAGCCAGUAGAAAACAGUCCACUAUUGCAGUUUGUUUUGGGAGAAGAUGAAGACGAGGACGAAGACGAAGACUUUGAUUUUGAUGAACAUGCUGAAGUUGGUUCAGGUAGCGAUGAGGAUGAAGCAGACAUUGAUGCAUCAGCUUACUCCAAAGAUGGAAUCAAAGAAAAUGAUGAAGAUGAUCAAAGUGAAGAGGAUGAUGACAGUAAUGAUGAAGAUGACGAYGAUGAAAUCAACAAGGGACCAACACUUUCUGUUGGUGAUCUUAUAGCAGCAAUGAAUGCCAAGAAUGACAGGGCUCCAGCUCCUUUGAAGCCUACCUCUGACGUCAUUAUCUGUGGGAUCUGUAUGGAUGACGUAAGUGAUGAAGGUGAUGAGAUAGUAGAAUGUGACAACUGUGGAAUUACAGUUCAUGAAGGUUGUUAUGGMAACAUCAAUGAGCAAGAUAGCGAUAGUGGUAAAAGCAAUGAUACUGAUUCUCCUACAGAGCCUUGGUUUUGUGAUGCUUGUAAAGCUGGUCUUCAACCUGACUGUGAACUUUGUCCAAAUCUUGGAGGGAUCUACAAGGAAACAGAUUCUGGGCAGUGGGUUCAUUUGCUAUGUGCUUUGUACACUCCUGGUGUUGCAUUUGUUAAUCCAGAGAGACUACAAUGUGUUACUCUGACUGAGUUGCCUCCGUAUAAAUGGGGAGCUAAGGAGUGUAGUCUAUGUGAAGACGACAGGUWUUGCAGGACUGGUGUUUGUAUUGGUUGUGAUGCUGGUUUAUGUCGGACAUACUUCCACGUUACAUGUGCACAGAUUCAGGGUUUGUUGUCAGAUGUGCCAGAGGAAUGUGAUGAGGAUGUUGCUGAUCCUCUCUAUGCACAUUGUAAGCAGCACGCUGAUAAAACAAUUACUAAAGGAAGACGCCGAGCAUGGCUGGCCUAUAAUGCAAGAUUAAAGAAAUCUGGCGAAAGAAAGUCACCCGAGGAAAAGGAAAGAAUUGAGCUAUCUCUGAAAGAAAUUCAAAAACGUGUCCAAGAAGAAAAAACUAAAUCUCCAAAUAAACCACUUUACACACCUACUGAAAAGGUUCCACGUCUUCUUUCUUCUUGCCCUGGAGCAUGUCGACAUUUAUUCAAGAAAGCAGUUCUGCUUGGGUUUACAACAGAUCAAACAAGAGACGUUGUACAUGUUCGUAGAAAGUGGUUGGUUGCUCCAGCAAUGACUUGUGAGUUUGUAAACUAUUAUCACGACCGUGAUUCACGUAUCAAGGACAUGCAAGAACGACAAACUAAACUCAAAACAAACAAUAAACAGCUUCAAAUUGAAGAACAAGCUUUACGAGAGAAAGUUGACAUGCUGACUAGCAAUCUUCACGGUCUUACAACUAUACUGAAACAAAAUCGAGAAGAAGGAACGCUGCUACAUCAACUGCUAUGUCAACUUGCUCAGGAGGAACUCAAAAUACCAGAUAUUUUCAAAUCCAGAAAGGCUAAAAGAAAAAUAUCAGAGUCUUCUUCAAAACACAUCGAAAUUCACCCGUGUGCGAAGUGCAAUGAAACCACCAAUCCGCAUUUAAUGGCAGAGUGCGACACUUGUCAUAAUUAUUACCAUCUAGCAUGUGUUGACCCACCCCUAACCAGAAUGCCUAGGAAGUCAGCUAAUUGUUUAUGGCAAUGUUCAGAAUGUGAUCCAAGCGAUAGUGAAGAAGAGAUGGAAGUUGAUGUUGGUGAUAAUACCCCGAUAUCUCAAAGUCGACAACGAAGGACCAUCAAGGAACCAACGAAGUUUACCCCAGACAAGGGAGAGCCAAAACGUAUGAAGGUUUUCAGGAAAAGAAAAGCUUCACAAGACGUCGCUCCGUCGCCUGCAGAAGCAACUGCGCCAAGAAAACCGAAGCUGGAACCCAAACCGAGGCCAAAGCGAGAGAAAAAGGCUCGUAAAGAGAAAGUGCAAGAUAAGCGUACUGACUGCAUCAAGUGUAAAAAGGAAGGCGAUAACACUACUCUCGUGAGAUGCGACAAUUGUAAACUUUGUUAUCAUUUUGGUUGUUUGGAUCCGCCGGUCAAGAGCAACCCUAAGAAACGAGGUUAUAUGUGGUAUUGUACCGAGUGCGACGAGUCGGACGACGACGAAGAAGACGAGGCAGCUGAACCAGAGCAGAACAAUGACAGCAAAGACACGACGAAAGAAGACGACGAGACAAAAGGCGAAAACAAGGAAACUAGAAACAAGACCACAGUUGAAAWAGAUAAAGAAAAACAUGAGAAAAGAACAGAAGAAAAGACGAGUCAAACCAAAAAAUCCGACGAAAAACUCAUURACGAAAAGUCAAAACCACAAGAAAAGAAAAGCGAAGAGAAAAAAGUUGAUGGGAAGAGAAUAAAAGAUAAAGAGAAUGAAGAAAAGAAAGCAAUAGAGAAAUGAAAAGGGAAUACGUGUUUAAUAGGAAAGCUGAAAGAACAGGAAAGGAAAUUUGAAAUUGUGAAAAAAUAUAUCGGAAGAUAAAAUAAAUAAAC
This is a messenger RNA of Exaiptasia diaphana, 2623 nucleotides long. RefSeq names its product PHD finger protein 14. Gene Ontology annotation, biological process: regulation of transcription by RNA polymerase II. The transcript has 26 exons. Lineage: Eukaryota; Metazoa; Cnidaria; Anthozoa; Actiniaria; Aiptasiidae. Bases 33 to 2531 code for a protein of 832 amino acids. The record is from RefSeq and is a predicted model, not a curated record.